This is a messenger RNA of Fraxinus pennsylvanica, 1050 nucleotides long. NCBI's taxonomy places the organism in Eukaryota, Viridiplantae, Streptophyta, Magnoliopsida, Lamiales, Oleaceae. The record is from the annotation of a GenBank genome assembly.
AUGGGAUCUGAGAAUGGGUUUUACUCUGGAGCAGAAUUUAAUUUGGAACCCAAAUGGUUGGUAGAUCCGAAACUUCUGUUUGUUGGUCCGAAGAUUGGAGAAGGUGCGCAUGCCAAAGUGUACGAGGGAAAAUACAAAAACCAGAAUGUGGCUAUCAAAAUUGUUUACAGAGGUGAUACACCGGAAGAGGUUGCCAAGAGGGAGGCCAGAUUUGCUAGAGAAGUUGCAAUGUUAUCCAAAGUCCAACACAAGAACAUGGUUAAGUUUAUUGGGGCUUGCAAGCAACCUGUCAUGGUCAUUGUAACAGAGCUUCUGCUUGGUGGUACAUUGCGAAAAUUUUUGCUAAACAUGCGCCCAAGGUGCUUAGAUAUGCGAGUUGCAAUUGAGUUUGCGCUUGACAUAGCUCGUGCAAUGGAAUGUUUGCACUCACAUGGAAUAAUACAUCGCGACCUUAAACCCGAAAACUUGCUUUUGACAGCAGACAAUAAAACUGUUAAACUGGCGGAUUUUGGUUUGGCAAGAGAAGAAUCAUUGACAGAGAUGAUGACUGCUGAGACUGGAACCUAUCGCUGGAUGGCUCCAGAACUCUAUAGCACAGUCACCCUUCGGCAUGGAGAGAAGAAGCAUUAUAACCAUAAGGUGGACGCUUACAGUUUUGCAAUUGUGUUGUGGGAGCUCAUACAUAAUAAGUUACCUUUCGAAGGCAUGUCAAAUUUGCAGGCUGCCUAUGCAGCUGCUUUUAAAAAUGUAAGGCCAAAUGCUGAUGAUCUUCCGGAGGAAUUGGGUUCAAUCGUGACUUCAUGCUGGAAGGAGGAUCCAAAUGAGCGCCCCAACUUCAGUCAGAUAAUAAAGAUGCUUUUGCACGCUCUCUCAAGAAUUUCCCCACCCGAACCUGUUGAACCACCCAAGACUUUCACUUCUGAGAAUGUCGUCUUCCCACCAGCAUCUCCAGGUACAAGCUCCUUGAUGGCAGGGAGAGAUGACAAUGGUGACACACCAAUGGAAAACAACUCAAGGGGAUGCUUCUCUUGUUUGGACCAGUGCUUCUAA